UUGGGGUUAGAACUGGGCAGAAUCUACCCUAUUUGUGGUUACCAGGGCAAAGAGCCAGGUAUCUUAGGGCAAGCAAGCGGCUGAUACGGAUUUUCAAGCACCCUGGCAUUUUCCUUGGGAUAUGUUAUAGAAACAAUAUCCGAUCUGCUCUGUCAUCAUCAGGGUCAAAGGCGAGAUAUAUCUUCAUCGCCGAUUUUCCCUAUUUCUGGCCGUAUGAGUAAAAGAGCCUUCCGCUGCUCAGCUUCAUACAUACAUUAGACGCCAUGUCUCCAACACCAGGAUCCUCGCCGCUGCGGUUUGCAGAUGUCGCGGUCACAUUCACUGCUGACCAAUUCCAAGGCAUCUACCGGGGAAAACAGUACCACGAGCCCGAUUUCGCAGAGGUCCUAAACAGAGCCAGAGAGUACGGCUGCGAGAAAGUCAUGCUCACGACAAUGACACUAACCGGAGCAAACGACAACCUCAAGGUCGUUCGAGAGUUCCCGCACUUGUGCAAAAUGACUCUCGGCGUGCAUCCAUACCACGCCAGGGAAAUCUACGAGGAAUCCCCAACCCCCAAGUCCAGCAGCUACUUAGACAGACUCCAAAACCUGGCCGAGACCCUCCUGGCCGAGCCCAAUUCUCCCCUGGUGGCAUUUGGAGAAAUCGGCCUCGACUACGAAUACCUGGAUCGAGCCGAGAAGGAAACCCAGAAACGCGCAUUCCGCGACCAACUAGAGCUCGCCGUGAGGCUGCAAUUGCCGCUCUUCUUACAUGUGCGCGAGUCCUACGAGGACUUUGUCGCUAUUCUUGAGCCCUUCCUUCCCCUGUUGCAGCGGGGAGGGCUCGUGCACUCGUUUGCCGGAAGCAAGGAGCAGAUGCUGCGUCUCGUGGACCUGGGCCUGGAAAUCAGCGUGAAUGGGAUCUCGUUCCGGACGGAAUCGCAGCUGGACAUGGUCCGUCAUAUUCCCUUGGACAAACUCCAGCUUGAAACUGACGCCCCCUGGUGUGAAGUUAUGGGGAAUGAUCCGAAGAUUGCACCGUAUCUGGCUCCGGGGCGUCCGUUGCCUUCCUCUUGUAAGCACAACAGAUUUGUGUUAGGGAAGAUGGUCAAGACCAGGAAUGAAAGUUGUACGAUGGAAAGGGUUGCCUUGGUGGUGGCGGGACUGAAGGGAGUCUCUGUGGCGGAGGUGGCAGCUGCGGCUUGGGAUAAUAGUGUGCGGAUGUUUGGACUGGGGGGUGUAAAGCUGGUUCUGUGAAAGUAAUUGAAAGAAGAAAAAAAAAAGCCUAAGAAGAGGAU
Molecule: messenger RNA, 1279 nt
Organism: Aspergillus ochraceoroseus IBT 24754
Lineage: Eukaryota; Fungi; Ascomycota; Eurotiomycetes; Eurotiales; Aspergillaceae
Product: TatD family hydrolase
Exons: 2
Coding region: 264-1238 (324 amino acids)
Cellular component (GO): cytosol
Molecular function (GO): 3'-5'-DNA exonuclease activity
Source: RefSeq, a predicted model, not a curated record